AUGGCACCAUCUCGCAAACCCGAUGCCCUCUGCUGUGUUUGCGAAACCAUUAACUUCGGGAGGAUUGGUUAUGUGAACGGAAACAACAUCACAUGGCAGGAUCUCGAAAUCGAGUUGCAGCAUCUCCUCAGACACAGCCAAGCAUAUCCGGUUUCAUGCUUAUGCUGUAGUGAGGUGGUCGAAGCUUUUCGACAGCGACUGCACCAGCAGGACACACUUCCUUCCUUUCCUCAGAUCGUUGAACGAGGCGGAGCUCUGGUAAGGUGGACAAUUGACAAAAUCGAGACGGAGUGUACUUCUAAUAUUAGGUACGAGGACUUUGAUCGACAUCUCUGGCGUUAUAGGGUUGAUCUAGUCUCGGGGCUCUACAAAUUACCGAUAUCCUUAUUCAUUCAAAGAUCUUCCAACCAGGCAAUCGCACAUCGAUGGCAGAGUUACAGCGUCACUCCAGCAGGACCGCACCUCGGCCGCACGCGGCCAUUGAUCCCGAGUUAUCGCUUGCUUCGUCAAUGGACGGCAGAUUGCACGAAUUGCCAUGGACCUGGAUGCCAGAAGCCUUAUGUCAAGGUGUAUUUCCCUUGUCUCCGGUCACAGGUGGGAAAAGUACGCAAGAAUGGGCCAAUGUCUCCAUUGCCGCAAGAUGGGGCAGCGAGGGCACCAGCCACGGCACCAAGCAUGGACGGGACGCCCGAGACUAGGUCGCCGCUCGAGAUCGGAUUAAAGAGGGUUAUCGACCCACCAUUGGCUUCGGUGAGAAAGAGCCUUCUGACGCAGCAGCUCAAUACAUCGCUACAUGGCUCCACAUCAUUGCAAAUUCCCAGGCGACCAUUGCGAUACAUCGACGUCACACGCCGCUGCCUGGUUGAACUCAGCGAGCCCGCCCCCUAUGUUACUUUGAGCUAUGUUUGGGGGAACGUCGAACUCCCAGUUUUAUCUGAACACAUGGUGGAAGCUUUUAGCCGAGAGGGAGCGCUGACCGAUGGCUUCCUGCCAAGGACCAUUGCAGAUGCAAUAAAAGUAACACAGGAGCUUGGUCAGAGGUAUCUGUGGGUAGAUUGUCUUUGCAUUAUGCAGAGCCAUGAUGUGGAAAAGCAGGAUGCUAUUCGAAAUAUGCACGAGAUAUAUGCGAGAGCAUUCGUCACUAUCAUAGCAGCAAACAGCAGGGAUGCGAAUCAUGGCCUUUCUGGGAUCACCCCGGGGUCUCGAAACUUCUCUCCUGCUACCUUUUGGAUUCGAGGGGUGCCAUUGAUCGUCUCAUUGGAUCCGUUUCCGGCCAAAUGGUGGCUGGGAGACACCCCAUGGUUGCAUCGUGGCUGGACGUUCCAGGAGAAGGCACUUUCACCACGAUGUCUGAUUUUCACGCAGCAACAGAUCUAUUGGGAAUGCCGGCGGUCUUUGUGGUGCGAGGACAGAAUUGAGGAGACGUCAGGAGACCCAAGCUUGUAUGCACCGACUUUUACCUACGGACUGUCUUACAGAGAUCCUUUUGGGCUAUUCACUGCAUGGAAUGACGAAGACUUCAUGGCGGAAUACUGCACAAUGGUCGCCGAGUAUUCUGAACGGUCUCUUACGUAUGAGCACGACAUCCUUUCAGCAUUCGAGGGCAUUCUCGGCAUGUUCAAAGUGGCUGAGGGUAGAGAUUUUCUGUGGGGGCUCCCUCGAUCGUGCCUUGCUCAAUCUUUGGCAUGGAGCUUUCGCUCGCAGCCAAAACGGCGAGAGGUGAGAACAAUGAUAGUGAUGCCUGACAGCGAACCGCUCUACUGCUCAUUUCCAAGCUGGUCAUGGGUUGGCUGGAUCGGACCCAUUGAUCCCGUCGUGGCUGAUCCGUGGAAAGCGGAAUUGGUCACGUUCUACUUUGUGAACCACAAUUUUGAGAUGCAGAUGCUCCGAGAUGAGGCAGAGGACCUGGCCCGACCUCGGCCGCUGAAUCUAGUCUCAAACACAACUCGCUUAUCCGUAACAGCCAAAUUGGCUUUCGCAGACGAAGCCCAGGAGCUGAUGAGAUCGGUACAUUGGCGCCCAAGCCCAUGGAACACCCAUCAAAACUCUGCAGUGUACAAGUCUGACAUAGCCGAACACCUUCUUGCCUCGCCAGACCUACCAAGCUUCCUUUUCUGUCGUACAAGUAUUGCUAAACUUCCGGAGCAUAUGUUCUCUUUCACAGACGGCAUCGUGAUAGAUGGCGAUAGGGACGAGGUAGUGGUAAUGCCUGUCUGCUGGAACAACGGAGUUGCCUAUAGGUCACCCCAAGAGUUCGAUCGCAUUCCACUCGUUGAAUGGAUGGCUUUGCCAACACAAGAAUGGAAACUGGUUGUACUUGAGGACUUUCUCCCGACGCAUUCUGGUGAUAGCAAAUCCGACGGCUUCAAGGUGUGGAGUGGACUCAUCAAGGAACCGCUUCUAGCAAACUUACCAAAACCAGAUGCUCUUCAAGAAUCAACCCUGCCUGCUACUUGCAGAGUAAGGGCUGACCACACUUUUGAAACGACAACAGACUUGAAGGAUAAAGAGUUAUCUCACCAGUAG
This is a messenger RNA of Endocarpon pusillum Z07020, 2526 nucleotides long. RefSeq lists its product as uncharacterized. The coding region runs from base 1 to 2526 and encodes 841 amino acids. The transcript is spliced from 2 exons. Lineage: Eukaryota; Fungi; Ascomycota; Eurotiomycetes; Verrucariales; Verrucariaceae. The record is from RefSeq and is a predicted model, not a curated record.